This is a messenger RNA of Sinocyclocheilus anshuiensis, 1088 nucleotides long. Its product is annotated as asialoglycoprotein receptor 1-like. Bases 90 to 740 code for a protein of 216 amino acids. Lineage: Eukaryota; Metazoa; Chordata; Actinopteri; Cypriniformes; Cyprinidae. The transcript is spliced from 4 exons. The record is from RefSeq and is a predicted model, not a curated record.
UAUAGUUAACAUUCAGCCUCUUAAAGUAUUAGUACACAGCAGUACAGUCCAGCAACUUGGCUCCAAAAGACCUGAGAAAGCAUUGAGAUAUGGAAAGAAGAGAUGUAAGGGAGAUGAUCACUGAUGAAAGCAGAGAUGCUAGAAACCGUCAUAAUGUCAGGACAGAAACAGAGAACUCAGACACCAAGAGACACCAAACACCUCGACACACAGGAAGUGACUGUGUGAAGAGCAGAAGCUCCAGAGCAGCUCCAGUGUGUUUGGUGCUGCUGUGUGUUCUUCUGCUGACUGCUGUCAUAGUGCUGGGUGUCAAUCUCCAUAAUAUGAUUGAGGAGUUUUACAUCAAGAACAAAAAUCUCACCGACGAGAUACAGGAGUUAGAAACCAAAAAAUCUAACUUGGACAAUAAUAUUAAAAAAAUAUCAUCUGAGAAAAUAACCCUAACUGCAGAAAAUCAAGACUUACACAAGAAAAUUAAAGAAUUGUGGCAGCAGAUAAGCAAAAUGGAUGGAUGGAAGUGCUAUCAAUCCAGUCUCUACUAUGUUUCCUCAGAGAAUAAGAACUGGACUGAGAGCAGAAGAGACUGUACAGAGAGAGGAGCAGAUCUGAUCAUCAUAAACAACAGAGAGGAACUAGACUUUGUGAAAACAGUUUCUGGUGGUUCUGAAGUCUGGAUCGGUCUGACUAAGGUGGAGGGCACAUGGAAAUGGGUUGAUAGCAGCAUACUGACCCCUGGGUAAGAAAUCACUGAUUUAAAAUAUUGAAUUCAACUUAAAAUAUUUCAGACUAUUAUUCUACUUCUAGAACCAAAUUGAUCAAAUGAAACGCCUUCGAACACUUUUAAGUUACAUCCACCAAACUCCGCACAGAACUACAGCCUGUUCUGACAAAGUCUACCAGCUGCCUAUUCAUCUAUCCAUCCAUUCAACUACCCACCGACCUAGCUACACACUGGCCCCUUUUGUCUGUACAACUAAGACUAUGAUUGCAACCAACAACAAACAUCAUAGAAAUGCCUGAGCCACCACAUAGCAUACCUUAGUACCCAAAACACCAUUGCAACAGCCUAGCAAUGCUCUACAACAACU